Molecule: messenger RNA, 648 nt
Organism: Lolium rigidum
Lineage: Eukaryota; Viridiplantae; Streptophyta; Magnoliopsida; Poales; Poaceae
Product: rac-like GTP-binding protein 1
Exons: 7
Coding region: 1-648 (215 amino acids)
Biological process (GO): regulation of cell shape; actin filament organization; establishment or maintenance of cell polarity
Cellular component (GO): cytoplasmic vesicle; cell projection; cytoskeleton
Molecular function (GO): GTP binding; protein kinase binding; GTPase activity
Source: RefSeq, a predicted model, not a curated record
AUGAACGGCGGAACAGCGGCGGUGAGCCGGUUCAUCAAGUGCGUGGCGGUGGGCGACGGCGCCGUGGGCAAGACCUGCAUGCUCAUCUGCUACACCUGCAACAAGUUCCCCACCGACUACAUCCCCACCGUGUUCGACAACUUCAGCGCCAACGUAUCGGUGGACGGGAGCAUCGUAAACCUCGGCCUCUGGGACACCGCUGGUCAAGAGGACUACAGCAGGCUGAGGCCUCUGAGCUACAGGGGAGCUGAUGUCUUCAUCCUCUCCUUCUCCCUCACCAGCAGAGCAAGCUAUGAGAAUGUGCACAAGAAGUGGAUGCCUGAGCUUCGCCGCUACGCGCCCGGCAUUCCUGUACUUCUUGUUGGAACCAAGUUGGAUCUCCGAGAAGAUAGAGCUUAUCUUGCUGAUCAUCCAACUGAGUCCAUUAUAACAGCUGAGCAGGGAGAGGAGCUCAGGAAGCAAAUAGGGGCGGUGGCCUACGUGGAAUGCAGCUCCAAGACACAAAGGAACAUCAAGGCUGUUUUCGACACUGCCAUCAAAGCAGUUCUUCAACCUCGGAGGCACAAGGAGAUAGCCCGCAAGGAAACUCGGACAGGAGCCGGUCGGUCUGUAAGGCGGUACUUUUGCGGAAGAGCUUGUUUCGUGUAA